Ochotona curzoniae (black-lipped pika) is the source of this 1001-nucleotide messenger RNA. RefSeq names its product olfactory receptor 4K1-like. Gene Ontology annotation, biological process: G protein-coupled receptor signaling pathway. The transcript has a single exon. Bases 46 to 981 code for a protein of 311 amino acids. Gene Ontology annotation, molecular function: G protein-coupled receptor activity; olfactory receptor activity. Lineage: Eukaryota; Metazoa; Chordata; Mammalia; Lagomorpha; Ochotonidae. Gene Ontology annotation, cellular component: membrane. The record is from RefSeq and is a predicted model, not a curated record.
UAUUUUCCUCAUUUUUUCCUUCUUAGGCCAUUGUAAAUUGGAGAAAUGGGUCACACAAAUGAAUCAGUAGUGUCUGAGUUUGUACUUUUGGGACUCUCCAAUUCUUGGGAACUUCAACUUUUCUUUUUUGCCGUCUUCUCAAUCAUCUAUGUGGCAUCUGUGCUAGGAAACAUCAUGAUUAUUGUCAUCAUUUCCUGUGACUCCCACCUGAACUCUCCCAUGUACUUCCUGCUCAGUAAUCUUUCUUUCAUUGAUAUCUGCCAAGCUAACUUUGCCACUCCCAAGAUGCUGGUGGACUUCUUUGUUGAGCACAAGACUAUCUCCUUUGAAGGCUGCAUGGCACAAAUAUUUUUUCUUCAUACCUUUGUGGGGAGUGAGAUGAUGUUGCUAGUGGCUAUGGCAUAUGACAGAUUUAUUGCCAUACGUAAGCCCCUGCACUAUAGUACCAUCAUAAACCGCAAACUGUGUGUAAUUUUUGUGUCUAUAUCCUGGGUUGUUGGUAUUCUUCAUUCUGUGAGUCACUUGGCUUUUACAGUGAAUCUUCCAUUCUGUGGUCCCAAUGAGGUAGAUAGCUUCUUUUGUGACCUUCCCCUGGUGAUAGAGCUGGCUUGCAGGGAUACAUUUAAAACACAAAUUAUAACCUUGAUUAACAGUGGCCUGAUCUCACUGAGCUGUUUUCUGGCUUUGAUUAUUUCCUACAUCAUCAUUUUGGUCACUGUCCGCCGUCAGUCCUCCAGUGGGUCAUCCAAGGCACUCUCCACCUUAACUGCCCACACAACAGUGGUAAUUCUCUUCUUUGGGCCUUGCAUUUAUUUCUAUAUAUGGCCAUUUAGCAGAUUUUCUGUGGAUAAAUUCCUUUCUAUCUUCUACACUGUUUGUACACCCUUAUUGAACCCCAUCAUCUACUCUCUGAGAAAUGAAGAUGUGAAAGCAGCUGUGAGGAAGUUGAGAAGCCGUCAUGUUAACAGCUGGAACAAUUAGGGAUCAGUAGACAGCAGCAU